Rhagoletis zephyria (snowberry fruit fly) is the source of this 5103-nucleotide messenger RNA. RefSeq names its product heterogeneous nuclear ribonucleoprotein U-like protein 2. Gene Ontology annotation, cellular component: nucleus. Gene Ontology annotation, biological process: alternative mRNA splicing, via spliceosome. The record is from RefSeq and is a predicted model, not a curated record. Gene Ontology annotation, molecular function: protein binding; RNA binding. NCBI's taxonomy places the organism in Eukaryota, Metazoa, Arthropoda, Insecta, Diptera, Tephritidae.
CCGAAUUACUCGUUCACUCGCCCAACGACAACGUACUGAAUUCCAUCGAAAAAAGUGGUCCGCGUGAAAAACGUGAAAGUCGUGGUAAAACUUACACAAAUUGGGCUAAAAAUAUUAAAAAAACGUAGUGCAACUGCUAUAUUUAUUAUUUUCAAUGAAACAUUAUUGAAAAUUUUGGGAAUAGUGCGAGAAGUGUGCAUUGAAAAAUUGUGCGGUGUGACUGGUGGUGAUUUUUUCGCUGCUGAAGCCCUUUCUACCACUAGCUAUUGGCGAUCAACGAGUAGAAAGGUAAUCGUUGCAGCAGCAGUAGAGGAGCGAGAGAAGCUGGCAUUCGCGCCGUUUCUCGUUUUGUGCGAGUACGACCGCAUUUAUGUUCCAUUUUAAUUUUGACUCAUUUUACAUUAUUUUAAUCGUGUAACACACUUUCGUGAACAUUGGAGAGUUAACUUUGGAACAAUUAACACGUUUUGUUUAAAUAAAUUUAUUAAGUUUAACUUAAAAGUAAACUUGUAAAAGUGUGCAAGUCUUCGGUACAACUACCAGCAUGGAUGCCGCCAAAUUGGAUAAAAUGAAGGUGGUAGACCUUCGUAAAGAGCUGGAGACGCGUGGUCUUGAUACUAAAGGCGUUAAAGCUGUGUUGAUCGAACGUUUGCGGGCAUUCAUAGAAGGUGGAAGUGAUGGUUCAGGCGGCGCUCCAGGCACACCUGGGACGCCGGGUCGGCGAAGUAGACGAACCCGUUCAAUGACUCGUUCACCAUCGCCUUCCCCCGUAAAGGCUGCAGCAGCAGAACCUACUCUUGAAACUCUAGCUGAAGAGGAUGGAAACGCAGCCACAGAAGAGGAUGCACAUAAUGAAGAAAAUGUUCAGCGGGGUGUUAAUGAAGUGCCAGCAGUUGAAAGCGAAAACGAAGAACACGAGACAGAAGAAAAAGAAGAAGAAAAGGAGCACAAUGAAGCCCAGUCUGGUAAAAAAAUAGAAGAAAAUGGUGAUAAUGAACAAGAAGAAGAUCAUGAAGAGGAUGACGGACACGUAGAAAAGCAGGACUCUGAGGUAGGAGGAAAUGAGGGAAAGAAAAUGGAUAUCGAUGAUAGAGACGAAGAAGCUGAAAGGGAUGCAUCGGCAGCAAAGGAUUUAAAAGAAGCAGGCGACAGUAAAGCCGAGGCGAGCAGAAGGAAGCGCUCCCAUUCGCGUUCACAUUCCAAAGAACGUCACGGCCGUUCUAACUCUCAUUCACGUUCUCGGUCAAAAUCGCGUUCACGCUCCAGAUCAAGGUCGCGGUCGCGGUCACGCUCCCGUUCUCGUUCCCGUUCAAAAUCACGAUCUCGCACACCAAAACGCCGCAGUGGCGCCGGUAGCCAUGGUACACCAUCGAAAGCUGAAGAAGCCACAAAUCCUGAAGAUGAACCAACAAUUGAAGACAAACAAUUUGGUUUAAGUUGGUUUGAUUCCGAUUUACAUUUACGUAUUGAUCCUGUCACAUUCACGUCAGCAAAACCCAUGUCUCACGAAGUGUAUUCAUUGAUUUGGUCUGGUGCUCGCACCAACUAUGGCGUGCGUGAAGGCAAAGUGUGUUUUGAAGUACGUUUGGCCGAGGAAACUCAAUUGGGACGAACUCAUCAGUUCCGUGAUGAACCACAUGUGCGUGGUUUUCGUGUCGGAUUCUCUUUACCAAACACCACUUUAUUGCUUGGCGAAGCAGAAAAUUCAUUUGCCUAUUGCGAGUCUGGUCGGAAAGCUACUAACUCAGAAUUCUCUGAAUUUUCCAAACCAUAUCAACUGGAUGAUGUAAUUGGUUGUUACUUGGAUUUGGAUAGUACCCCAUGUACAAUUAAGUACACGUUGAAUGGUGAGGAUCUUGGAGUGGCUUUUGAAUUUGACAAAGAUAUUUUGGGCGAAAGCGAUGCGCUAUUUCCCCAUAUUGUAACUAAGGGCUAUGAGUACCAUGUGAAUUUCGCUGACAAUGAGAAUUUGCUCGCCAAUGUGGAGAGACCAAAGCGUAUGAGGCGUAAACCGAAAAAAGAAAAACCAGUUGAAGCAGAAAAAGAGAAAGAAAAGGAAGAGGAAAAGGAAAAGGAGGCGGAUGGUAAAGCUAAAGAAGAAGGGGAAACCGCUAAGGCGGAAGGUGAACCACCUGAGAAGACUGGGGAAGAGAAAGAAGAUUCCAAUGAAAAGAAUGCUGAAAAUGAAGAUGUUGAAAUGAAGGAAACGGAGGUAGAAAAAGAAAAAGAAUUGGCGAUGGCCGAGGAAAAGGACAUAGAAAAAGAUGAAGAACCCAAACCUACCGAGUCCACUGAAGAACAACCCGAAACUAAAUCUGCUGAUGAUGCCGAAAAGGUUGAAGAAAAUCGUGACACCGCGGCAGCAGCAGAUGAAGAAAAGCCACCGAAAGAAGCUGAAAAUGAAAAGGAAAGUAAGAAAAAAGAUGAUGAAGAAGACGACGGACCUUCGCCAAACAAACGCAAACGUCUCGAUUCUGUAAAACAGAAACGACGUGAGUCCUCCGAGGAUGAAUAUGAGGAAGUCAUUCCAGAACCACGCGAUCCCGUGUCAUUAUUGCCCGACUAUGAGCUUAUCGCUUUGAUACCAGAAGAAAAAUAUGUACCUGGUCCACAGCGACCGAGCAGUAGAAAGGAAUGCGAAGUCAUUCUUUUGGUUGGCCUUCCCGGAGCAGGCAAAACACAUUGGGCAUUACAACAUAUUAAAGAUAAUCAGGAGAAACGUUAUCAUGUUAUAGGUGCAGAUGCAUUAAUUGCUAAGAUGACUAUUGAUGGUGCACCGCGUAAACCCUUACAUAAGGGACGCUGGGAGCGUGUUUACGAGUUGUGCUUGAAUAGCUUGUCUCCCCUUGAGGAGAUUGCAACCAAGCGACGUCGCAAUUUCAUACUUGAUCAGACAAAUGCAUAUGCAUCCGCACAACGGCGCAAAAUGAAAGGUUUCGGCGACUUCAAACGCAUUGCAGUUGUUUGUAUACCAAGUGAAGAUGAAUUGAAACGGCGCAACACUGAGAAAACUGAAAAGGGCAAUGCUAAUACAAUAAGAGAAUCAACAUUAAAUAAUUUACGAGCCAGCUUUACGCUACCCUCUACUGAUCUGGAUUGGUUCGAUGAAGUGAUCUACACUGAUCUAAGCGGCGAUGAGGCAAAGGACGAGGUGAAGCGUUACAACGAGAAAGGCAAGAAGGCAUUGGACGAAAGCCAGCCGAACAAGCGCAAUCGACGCGAUAACUAUCAUCGUGAUGAUCGCCGGCAUCGUGAUGGUGGAGGUGGCGGCGGCGCACGACGCGAUUUCAAUCGUUGGAAUGAUCGCCGCGGUGGAGGUGGUGGCGGUAAUCGCUGGGGCGGCGGCGGUGGUGGUGGCGGCUACCGUCCUGGUUGGCGUGACGAUCGUGGUUAUGGCGGUGGCGGCGGCGGCGGUGGUGGUCGUGGCUAUGACAAUCGUAACAACCGCUAUAGUAAUGGCCCACAAAGUUGGGUCCAAAAUAAUCGUGGCGGUAAUCGCUAUGAUGAUCGCUAUAAUCGUUCAGGCGGCGGUGGGGGUCGUUAUGACUCGGGUGGUGGCGGUGGCGGGCGCUACAACUCGUAUGGUGGUAGUGGUGGCGGAGGCGGCGGCGGCGGCAGUCGUGACUAUCGUGACCGCGAUCACCGUGAACGCAAUGCAGGCGGAGGAGGAGGCGGCGGCGGCGGUCGACGCGAUAAUUAUCGUUCCGGUGGUGAUAACCAGCGGGAUUUUCGGCCUGGCCACCGCGACAAUCGUACAGAAGAUAGUCGCGGUGGCUAUGAACGCUCGGGUGCGGCUGGAGGCGCGGCAGCAAAGUACGGCAAUAAUGCGAAUAACGCCGUCAGUAGCAGCAGCGCCCAUGGUGGCGCCUAUCACGGACACCACCAGUACAGUAGUAGCAAGUCAGCGGGGACAGGAGGCAGUAAGGGCUCAUCGCAAAGUGGCGGUAAAUGGAGUUCCUAUGGUCAGCCACAGUCACAACACCCCCAGCAGCAGCAACAUCAAAUGGCCAGCGGAGGCAAUUGGCAGCAACACGCGCCACAACAUCAACAAUACCAGCAACAGUCCGCCGUGCAGCAACAGUACUGGGGAUAUGGGGAUACGCAAGGCUACGGCAAUGCUCAACAACAGCAGCAGCAGUGGGCUAAUGCCGAUCCCAACCAGCAGCAAGAGUGGCUAGCUUGGUGGCAGCAAAAUCAGCAACAGCCACAAGCGGCAGCCGGUGCGGCUGGUACCAGUGAUGCGAACCAAUACUGGUCGCAAUACUCUUACCAGACACCCCUCGCGGGCAAUGGAAAUGGUGGUGACGCUGCAGUGAAAAAGUGAACAACCUUUCAACUUACGCAGUGACAUAGUACAAUUUUAAUAUACCGCAAGAAAAAUCAGAAACAAAUAAAUAACACAUUUUAAUAACGUACACACAUGUCAACCCGUUAUACGUACAAUCACAUUACUCACAACUACAUGCAGAUAUAGUACGUGACCCUAGCUCACACAUCAAAGAAAUAAGUUUCUUUGUUCGCAACCCUAAACCAGCCAAGAAAAAUUCAUCAUUCUAAUUCAUUUAAUAAUAAAAAAAUUUCAUAUGUAAGUGUGUCCCUCCGGCUAACUACUUACAACAAAACCACUGUUUAAUGCACCACUAACUACCCGUCAUUUUUUGUAAAAUUAAACUUAAAAUUAGUGUAUAAAAAGUAUGAUUAACAUCAAAUUCUUUAAGUUGCUUUCUUUUAUAUAAUUACUGAUUUUAAAAUGUUAAUCCUAUUUUUUUUUCUUUUUUGACUUAAAUGUUCUUGGUUAAUUUUGUCGUUAGUUAAACAUAUUUUUAGCUGUUCCAUUUUUUUUUUUAAUCUUAUACCCUGAACGUUCUCUCCGUGUAAUUCUUCAAGAAUAUAGAAAUUUAUGAAAAUUGAGUAACGUUCUUUAUCUUUGCCUUUUAUCGAUUUUUGAUGAACAUACUAUUGUAUUAAUUAUAUUAUAUUUAAAAGAAUCAUCUACUUAUUUCAAUUGAAAUGUUGCAAACAAAAAUCCAUAUACAUACAAAUUAUUAAACAAUUAGUUGAAGCAAUAGUACACUGGAAGAAAGUAAAUAUUGCGUAAAUCAA